This is a messenger RNA of Alternaria novae-zelandiae, 1230 nucleotides long. RefSeq lists its product as uncharacterized. The transcript has 5 exons. The coding region runs from base 1 to 1230 and encodes 409 amino acids. Lineage: Eukaryota; Fungi; Ascomycota; Dothideomycetes; Pleosporales; Pleosporaceae. The record is from RefSeq and is a predicted model, not a curated record.
AUGCCCAACUCACCAGUCACUCCAUCGGCACCGGCAGGUCCCACCCCUCCUGUCACGCCAACCUGGGCCCAAAUCGUCAAUCUUUUCGAAUCCACUCCACGAUGGGUCAACCCAGCCAACGGCGAACGCAGCCAAGAAGCCCAAGCCAAGAUCGACCAUGACGACCAGGCAAACCAGCAAGCCAACAAGCAGACUGCAUGGGCUUUGGUCUUUCUCAUCGUCAAGGGCACAUUCCUCCUCCUCAUGAUCUGGCACGCAGCCCCCCUCGCUAAGACUAAAACCUUGAACACAACCGCAGCGCGCGAUGCACUCAUCGAGGACGUGCGUAACGACCUGUUCAACGAUGUCACGAACGAAGCCCGCGAUAAGCUCAUUCAAGAAGUCCGCGACUUGGUGUACAACGACGUCAUGGGCUCCACAGUCACCUCCCCAGAUCAGCGACUAAUGAUGGUCGGCACCAACACCGCCAAAGAAGUGGUGACCACGCGCUGGGUGCAGCGGACCAACAAGGGCGUUGGUGACGGCGGAUACGGCAAGGUCUACGGCGGCCUCCACGAGACGCUGUUCUCUUGGGAAAAGAUCGUGUUCGAUGACAACUGGGCCGGUAUAUCAAAUGGGAAGAGAAAGGAAGCGAUCAAACAAGAAUGGAUCAAAGCAUUCGGAAAGAUGGACGUCGCUGGCGUCACCAAGAAGAGAAGCGCCACGAUCGGUGAGGUCACGAGCUCGCCCAACAAAAAAAUCAAGCUCAUCGACGUCGAAUCCAUCAUCCGAUCAUGGAUGAGGGGCGGGGUACUCUCCAGCAAGUAUCUCGAACGGGUCGGCAAGGACCUUCGUGGCCGCAAAGGCCUGAAACAUGCGCCAUCCGACUUACUACGCGACAUAGCGGAGUAUAGGAGCACCCUCGGACCAACGGUGAGCGUCUUCGGCUUCUGGGGUUGGUGGAGGUUCGCGAAGGACAAUUCGCGCAAGGAAAUUGCCGCAGAGAUGGAGGGAAAAAAAUAUCUUUAUGGUGAUGAAGAUGAGGAGAGUAAGGUUGAAGAGAGUGUAGCGAGCGAGGUCGAUGGAGGUGCAGCCGGCGACGGGGGUGCAGAUGGAGCUGGCGAGGUGGAGGCUGAAAUUCAGAGGUCGUUCACAGACCUGUUCAUGCCAAAGGAACACCAGGAGAGAAUGAGGGCUACAUCAAGCAUGUGGGACAGUGCCAGAAAGGAGCUGGCAAGCCUCCAGGGGUAG